This is a messenger RNA of Acaromyces ingoldii, 1136 nucleotides long. Its product is annotated as GroES-like protein. Gene Ontology annotation, molecular function: oxidoreductase activity. Bases 181 to 1110 code for a protein of 309 amino acids. The transcript has a single exon. NCBI's taxonomy places the organism in Eukaryota, Fungi, Basidiomycota, Exobasidiomycetes, Exobasidiales, Cryptobasidiaceae. The record is from RefSeq and is a predicted model, not a curated record.
AAUCCACGACUCGGGUGCGGCCGUAAUUUCCUAGCAUGGAUUCCUGCUAGGAUCCAAAUGCGCCUCGGGAGAGUCCGCCAUUGAACCAUAUAUGGGAUGGCAGAAUCCUGACAGAGUGUGAGAGGGUAUAAAGCGGCGAGUGUUCUUUGUUGUCGUUGAGACAGACUGGGACGUACGACCAUGCUGGCCAUUGUAACGGAGAGCGCAGACGCCAAGCCCGUGAUCAAGCAAGUGCCAAAGCCGACUGUCAAGGAUGGUUUUGUCGUCGUCAAGAUCAUGGCGGCCGGUCUGAAUCCUUCGGAUCUUCUCAAUGCCAAGGGAAGCUUUCCAUAUACCACAUAUCCUCGCAUCCUCGGUCGCGAUUGGGCCGGUGUCGUCGAAGAAGGCCCGAGCCACCUCGUCGGAAACGCAGUCUUUGGCACAAGCGGCAAGAGUCUGAGCUUCGACCAGGACGGCACCUUUGCCCAGUAUUGCCUUAUAGCUGAGAACAGCCUGACAAGCAAGCCAGCCAGUCUCGGAUUCAUCGAGGCUGCUUCCCUUGGGAUACCAUUGACAACGGCUCAGACAAUGCUCCACCGGGCGAUGGUCAAAGAAGGAGACGUCGUACUCGUCACCGGUGCCAAGGGGGCUGUGGGGAGCGCGGCCUGCCUGCUCGCCAGACAAAGAGGGUGUCGCGUGCUACGGGCUUAUCGAAGUGCCGAGGCGGACGUCAACCUGACCUCAUCUGCUUCAACUUUGAAGAGCUUGACGCCGCGACCCGAUGUCAUCCUCGAAACGACUGGCAACUUGGAGGUCUUGAGCGCCUGUGUGGCUGCACUUGCCAAUUUCGGAAGGCUGGCCUUUAUCAGCGCGCCGCGGACCGGCUCCAAGCAGCUUUCGAUCGACGUGUUGGACGUGUAUAGGAGGCAAAUUUCGCUUCUGGGUUGCAACACGUUGCUGGCCACUCCGGAGCAUGCUGCCCAGCAGCUCGAAUCGAUCCGUCCAGAUAUCGAAGCUGCAUCUAUCUCCGAGAACGGGAAGCAGACUGUCACCGUCACCCUCGAGGAAGCCGUCUCUUUCCUCGACGGCACGCGUCCUCUUUCAGGUCGCUGCAUCGUCUCCUUCUGUUAAUAGGUUGCCUAGACCAAUAAAGAACU